AUGCAUAAAUUAAGGAAGGAUUCUGCGUUCGCAGAUGUUUAUGGCCUUUCAUUGUCUCAAAUUGUCGACUCAUCCUCUUCUCAGUCAGUACAAAAUCAUUCAGCUAGUUUCGGAAACCUCUCAACUUACAAAUUUCCAACACGGAAGUUCCCUACAUUUUCUGGACUUCUGACUGAAUGGCAGGGUUUCGAAGAUUUGUUUACAUCAAUUCUAUCCCACGCCCCAGCUGAUCUUUCGGACGUCGAACGAUUCGAGAUAUUGAAAACUUCGCUAGAAGGUGAGGCCUUGACGCUUAUCGCACACAUUCCUUUGACAUCGGCAAACUAUCAAAAGGCUUGGGAAGUAUUACGUUCGCGAUACGGAAAUAAGCGUGACUUAGCUCGUAUCCAUCUGGACGCUCUGUUAUCCCCACAUACAGUCAAGGCAAACGACGCGUCUUCAAUUAAAACUCUAAUCACAUCUAUUCAAGAGCACACUGCUGCUUUGGAUAAUUUGGACUUUAUUACUCGGCAGUGGAGCCCAAUUUUGGUCCACAUUUUCGAAAAUCAUUUGGACUAUGACCUUCGAGCGCGUUGGGAAAUCACUGUGGGUGACCGACAUCAACCGUCGACUGCCGAUUUUCUUGAAUUUCUAAGAGGUCAUGUACGAUCAGCGGAAGCACGUGCUGGACAGUACACAUCGAGUUUGACGUCGUUCACGUCUCAGCAAAAACCUCCUCAAAAAUCGGUAACUUCCAAAUCUCGUCACCCAAUUGCACCAAAGGUUUUAGCUGCUACUACCACCUCGUCCACCGUGGUUACCUGUCCAUUAUGUACAAAACCACAUACGAUCCGAAAGUGUCCAACGUUUCUGUCAAAAUCACCGACUGAUCGUUUUCAGUUAGCCAAGAAGCAUCGGUUGUGCAUAAAUUGUCUGUUCACAGGACAUGCUACUUCAUUAUGCCCUUCCAAUAUAAUGACUCAUAAGGGACCAACUCCCCAACCAUCAAACAAAAAUAUCUUACAAAACAUAACAUUUCCGAUGCAGACAUAA
Acyrthosiphon pisum (pea aphid) is the source of this 1032-nucleotide messenger RNA. RefSeq lists its product as uncharacterized. The record is from RefSeq and is a predicted model, not a curated record. The coding region runs from base 1 to 1032 and encodes 343 amino acids. Lineage: Eukaryota; Metazoa; Arthropoda; Insecta; Hemiptera; Aphididae. The transcript is spliced from 2 exons.